Molecule: messenger RNA, 666 nt
Organism: Stereum hirsutum FP-91666 SS1
Lineage: Eukaryota; Fungi; Basidiomycota; Agaricomycetes; Russulales; Stereaceae
Product: endoplasmic reticulum protein
Exons: 3
Coding region: 1-555 (184 amino acids)
Cellular component (GO): mitochondrion
Molecular function (GO): thiosulfate-cyanide sulfurtransferase activity
Source: RefSeq, a predicted model, not a curated record
AUGCGGACCACAUUCGCCCUCUCUCGAGCUGUAUCCCUCGCCCCCGCCCGUACAAUUUCUCGUACACGAUUAUCCCGUCCUUUACCCAUGCUCAGCUUCUCGAUACGAUUUAACUCCACACAACAACCUCGUACGGAUGAGGAGAAGGCGGCACGACAGGCGGCACUGGCCGCGCGAGACAAGCUGCAAAGUGAUUGGAGGAUUCCGGUCAUUCCCUAUGAGGUCGUAAAGCAGAAGUCCCAGCAACCCAGCACGAACGAAUUUUUGAUCGACGUUCGGGAACCGGAUGAAGUCAUCCAGGGUUCUAUACCUUCUUCUGUCAACCUUCCCCUAUCCGAACUCGCAGCUUCGUUGAAGCUCGGCUCCUUCAAGUUCGAGCAGAAAUAUGGAUUCAAGAAGCCCACGGAGGAUCAAGAAAUUAUAUUUUACUGCCGUAGCGGUAAACGGAGUGCCACCGCGAGCGAUGUCGCGAAGCGGAACGGGUACAAAAACAUCAACAACUAUGAAGGAUCGUGGCUUGACUGGGUCAAGCGAGAGGGAACGCCGUCGGCUUGAGACACUCACUGGCCAUGUAUUGGAGGGGAGGUCUUCGCGCUGUAAUGCAUUUUCGUCGGGAUAGGUUGUAUACUCGUGGCUGCUCUUCCGCAAAGCUGAGACGGAUAUCAC